GGGGGGGAGUGUUACCUUUGACACCGGUAGCAUAUUUUUACGAAACACCAUUGUAUUCUGGUAUUGCGUAAAAAUGUUAUCGUCUAACAAUUACACUAGUUAUGUUUUAUUCAUAACCGAAAAAUAUAUACCGUGGAUCUCGUUUUUAUUAAUUAUGACCUUUUUUUAUGAUCAAAGGGGCGUCAAAUAUUCAAAUUUAAAAGAAUUACUUGUAUAAUACAUAUUUUACGAUAUAUUUAACGUUUUGAGGAUGAAUUAGUUUACAUAUUUUUGCGUUUAUUGAAAAUCACUCUAUCGGUGCAGUUGAAAAAAAAUAUAUGCAAUAAAAGCUGGUUCGAAUAAAAUAAUUUAUUAUAUUAGCUUACAAUAUUUAAAAAAAAGGCAUCUAUUGAGUUAAACAAACUGAUGCAAAUCAAGACGAAAGUACGCCUGAUUGAAGCUGAUAUAUUUUUUCUCAAAAAAUGUAUUAAGUUCCAUAUGACUCCGAAGUUUGCCAGAUUACCAAGUAAGUCAAACAAUAAUAAUAUUAAUUUUUACAAGUCAAUAAAUUUUGCUCAGGAGAAAUUUCUUAAGUUAGAAAUAAUAAAUCAUUAUCGCAAUAGAAGUAGAUUAGAAAUGGGGGCUUAUCAAUUACAUUUAAAACUUUCUAAUUUUUUGAGUCAAUCACAGUGGGACAUCUUCGAGCUGAAGAUGUACCAAGUGGUUGAACAUAAAUUUAAAACAAAAAAAGAAAAGUUAAAUAAAAAAUUUCAAAAUUUACUUUCAGAAUACAAAAAUAAGGGUCAAAUAGAUAAUUUUAAUAAGAGUCCGGUAGUUUCAUUUUCUAAAAACUGGGGGGACGAUUUAGUUAAAAAUUACACAAACAUUGUUUUUUCCGUUGAAGAAACUGAUAUACUUAAGUUGGGUCUUAAAACAAGUUUUUUACCAAAAAAAUUUCCAAUGGAAGAUCUACUAGUAGGCAUUGAAAUGGGGGUUAAAAGUGUUGAUUUUAAUAAUCAAGACUUAGCAAGAAGGGAGUGUUUAAAUUUUCUACAAAAAAAUUCUGUUAUAAAUAAAGGGGGUUUAGGAAAAAAUGAAAAACAUUCACGACUCAUAAAAGACUUAAAAAAUAAAAACUGUUUUUAUUUAAAGGCAGAUAAGGGGAAUUCUGUUGUAAUACUAAAAAAAGAAGAUUAUUAUGAAAGAGUAUCAAGAAUGAUUCAAGAGGGUCCUUAUAAAGAAAUUAAAAAGAAUCCAUUAAGUAAAAUGAUAAGGGAGGCUACAAACGUCAUAAAUAGUUCAAAAUUAAUAAUCGAAGAAAAGUUCAGGUUUUUCAUUAAAAUUUCAAACCCUCAAAUACCUAAACUAUAUGCUUUGCCAAAAAUACAUAAGCCAGGAAGUACUAUGAGACCUAUUGUGUCGAAUAUUAAUGCUCCGACUUACAAUUUGGCUAAACACCUAGUAAGGGUAUUUUCAUCUUUCAAAAAAUUCGAUAGUUUUUCAGUUAAAAAUAAUAUUGAUUUAGUUAAACAAUUAUCUAGUUAUACCAUUCAAAAUAAUGACAGGUUAAUUUCUUUUGACGUAGUUGCCUUAUUUCCGAAUAUUCCAAUAAAUAUAACAAUUGAUUUUCUUAAAGACUGGCUAAAGGACCAAAACAUUGAACAGGAUAAAAUAAAUGAGCUUAUUAAUUUAACAAAGUUAUGUAUGAGUCAAAAUGUUUUUCAGUUUCAAAAUAAAUUUUAUGAGCAAACUGAGGGCACAGCAAUGGGAAAUCCGCUAUCACCAUUUUUAGCAGAACUUUUCAUGAGUAGGUUUGAAACAAAUUUAAAAUACACUUAUGGUGAUUUUCCAAAAAUUUGGGUUAGGUAUGUCGAUGAUAUUUUUGCAGUUAUAAAUAAAGAUUUUAAUAUGGGGGUUUUCAUACAACAUUUAAAUUCUUUUUACCCAUCGAUUAAAUUUACAUAUGAACAAGAAAUAGAGGGAAAAUUGCCUUUUUUGGAUUUAUUAGUUAAAAGAACAGAGGGGGAACUAAAUUUUGAAAUUUAUCGGAAAAACACACACACGUUCAGAUACAUUCCGAACACAUCGAACCACACCUGGCAACACAAAUUGUCAGCUUUUAAUAGUAUGGUUUACAGAUUAAUUAAUAUUCCGAUGAAUAAAAUAGAUUAUGAUAAAGAAUUGGUGGUUAUAAAAGAAAUAGCUAAAUUUAAUGGGUAUAACGAAAACAUAAUUUUGAAAUUAGUCCGAAAACAAAAGUGGAAAAAAGAAAGGANAUUAGUCCGAAAACAAAAGGGGAAAAAAGAAAGGAGGGCAGCUAGUAUACUCUCCAGCGAGGGGGAACAAAAAAUAAGAAUAUUGGAGUUAUUUUCGACAACUGAUAUAAUUUGUGUCAUAUAA
Messenger RNA from Daktulosphaira vitifoliae (grape phylloxera), 2379 nucleotides. RefSeq lists its product as uncharacterized. The transcript is spliced from 3 exons. Bases 406 to 2379 code for a protein of 657 amino acids. The record is from RefSeq and is a predicted model, not a curated record. NCBI's taxonomy places the organism in Eukaryota, Metazoa, Arthropoda, Insecta, Hemiptera, Phylloxeridae.